Molecule: messenger RNA, 294 nt
Organism: Epithele typhae
Lineage: Eukaryota; Fungi; Basidiomycota; Agaricomycetes; Polyporales; Epitheliaceae
Exons: 2
Source: RefSeq, a predicted model, not a curated record
CUGGAGGAUUCAAAACACGUGACAAAGGAGGAACAACUUGCCAUCUUCCUUCGCCUCGCACGCACCGGAUUAGGGCAGCGAGAGGCCCGUGAACAGUUUCAACGAUCACCAGAGACUGUUUCCAUUGUCUUUAACCGCAUUCUCGACAUGCUCGUCUCUCCUCGGUUCUAUCACCGCUACGUCAAGCUUCCUGAUCCUAGUCGAACACCUCGAUGGAUCAAAGACAAUCCAAAGUUCUACCCCUUCUUCCGUAGGGUUCUGGGCGCCAUCGAUGGGACUCACGUGGACGCAUUU